Messenger RNA from Xyrichtys novacula (pearly razorfish), 17844 nucleotides. Lineage: Eukaryota; Metazoa; Chordata; Actinopteri; Labriformes; Labridae. The record is from the annotation of a GenBank genome assembly.
AAGGAGGAGGCUGCCAUGACACAGUGGAUGCUGCACAGAAUCAGUUCCACAGCAUCAGCAGCCAGCGCACCUCCAUCCUCCUUGUUCUCCCUCUCUCCUUCUCUUUUUUCACCUCCUUCUCACCACUACCACCCUAGCUCUCUCUUCUCUCUCCCCCUCCUCCUACUCCUCUCCCCCGCGACAGACAGGGAGGAAAAGCAGCAGCACGAGCAGCAGGCGGACUGGUAGGUGUGCUGAGGCCUGUCUCCCUCCUGCAGCACAGGCAAGACAUUGCGUUCUCCUCUGAUCUCCGUCAAGGACUAUCUAUUUGAGAAGUGUGAGUGUGUGCGUGACGAGAGCAGGGAUCCAGAAACUCGGCAGUGACAACCACCACUCCUUUGGAGCUCUCAUUUGCAUCGGCAGGUCUACACAGGGAGGAUGUUGCUGUGUAUAUUUUCUCCUCCUCUGUGUGCAUAGAGAUGGAUUUAUAUCCUCUGUUCCAGUGCUGGUGCUGUCUGUUGAUUUCCUGGGAUCUGCUUCAGUGCUGACGAGGCCUCGUGUGUUUGCACACGUGUGUCUUUGCCAAUGAGUGUGUUGAAUGUCUAACAAAGGUCACAUCAUUUGGCAUGCUGUGUGAAUGUAUUUUCAGCUGGCUUAAUGACGGUCUUCCUUUAUUUCUUUCUCCUAAACCCCCGUCAUCACCAGCCAUCUCAUCUACUCCUUCUUGCAUCACAUCUUCUUCCUCAUCACCUUCUUCAUCUUUGCUGCAAUUUUCUUCCCCUCUCCAUUUUUCCUUUUUUUCUCCUCCUUGUCUGUUCUUAUCUGCGUCCCUCCUUUACACCUCUCCACGUUCCUCUUCCAUCCUUCAGGCCAGUUGGUUUUCCCAGGAUGCCUUGUACCAGGCCACUCCGCUAGGCCCUAGCAGCAUGGGCGGAGCCUGGGUGGAGAGAGAAAGCACGGAUUGGACCCUUCCCCUCAGGACGGGCGCGCUGGCGGGUCACCCUCUCUCUGCUUCAGAUGGGCGAGGACGCUGAGAGCCCCAAAAUCAACCACACCUUCCUGCGAGACUACGUCACUGAAGGUAAGUGAUGGUGUGUCAUCCUGGUGUCUGUGGUGUCAGAUAUCAUGCCUGUACGAUUGAAGGGAGUCAUUUUAGCUCCAUGGGUGCAUUAUCCCUCCAGUGAUGGAUAUGGGAAUGACUGUGGAAACGACUUACUGAACACUUACUCAGAGAUAUUCAGAGACAUGAUCCAGACAAAUCGUUGUUGGAGUGGUGUUUUUAUUUCGGUAUACAGGACAAAUAACUCUGAUCUAAUUGAAAAAGAUUCUUUGUAUGGAUCCAGCGUUUCUUAAAAUUUCAUUUUUUGCCGAUCCUCUCUCUGUCUUUCUCCUGUCCAUCACUUCUGUUUUUGUUUGUUCUUUUUUUUUUUACCACUACUCAUUUAAUUGGCUUUUUUUUCCCUUGUCGUCCUUCCAGCUGAUGUCAUCUCUACGGUGGAGUUCAACCAGACAGGGGACCUGCUGGCCACAGGGGAUAAAGGUGGCCGAGUGGUCAUCUUUCAGAGAGAGACCGAAGUCAGUUUAAUAUUUAAAAUUCUUAGUUGGACCCUAUUUACAACAUUUUUAGGGUUAUUGUGAUAUCUUUACCCAUGCAUGCUGAUUCAAAUCUCUGUUUCUCUUCCUCUGUUUACCUUUGAUAGUCUAAGGGGGAUUCAGAGGAGGUGGGGGAAACAGGCGAAUCGGGGGAGUACAAUGUCUACAGCACGUUCCAGAGCCAUGAGCCAGACUUUGACUAUCUUAAAAGUCUAGAAAUUGAAGAGAAAAUCAACAAGAUCAAAUGGCUGUCACAGCAGAAUGCAGCACACUUCCUCCUCUCCACCAAUGGUGAGAAACGAGUGAUAACCAGAACAUCUGCCAAAUUCAUAAUCCCUGUUAAGGAUGAAGAAGAAAGAGUACAUCUGUAUCCAGCAUGUGAAUGUGUUUUUGAUUGAUGUUCAAAGUGACAUGACUGACUUUGGUGUUAAAUUACAAACUUCAGCACAGCCCUUCUCCAGUUCCCAGCAUUAUGCCAGCCUGGCUUCAUCUUCUGUUUCCAAUAGAGGAUAAUAUAACACAAAGUCAGUCAAUGGAGUCACAUUUGUGGUAACGAUAGAGGCAUCAACCUACAGGUGUAGAAAGCACAGGAUCUGAGCGGUGCUUUAUUUGCACCCUCAUUCUCGGACGAAAUUGCUCUUAAAGAAGUGAGCGAGAUGCAGCUCCCUUAGCAGAUCAGUUUUCUGACUGAUGUACAAAAUGUCAUAAGAUAUCUUUUCAACUAUCUAAAGCUGUUGAAGUUUAAGUUAAGGCUUAUAUUGACAGUUUUUCCAGGAUCUUAUCAACUUUCAGUGACGUGCAAAUCUCUCUGCCUGCCACAGAUAAGACCAUUAAACUGUGGAAGGUGAGUGAGAGAGACAAGAGGCCAGAGGGCUACAACCUGAAAGAUGAGGAGGGACGGCUCAAGGAUAUCUCCACCAUCACCUCACUGCAGGUGCAUGCACACAAACACAUCAUGCAGUACCCCCCAUGUACACGUUUAUCUCUGCUGGUCAAAUAUAAUCGUAUCUCUCUUGUUAUCUCUCACCGUCCUGCCUUCUGAUUCUCAUCUCUUCUUGCUGACUUUACUGCGAUGAAGCUCUGUGUAAACAUCUGUUUUUAAAUGUGUUUUAUACAUGAAGUUGAUAUCAUAUUUUUUUCCUUCCCCUUUCUCCUUUUCCUUCUGUAUUACUUGUUUUAAACUAUAUCUAAGGUACCAGUGCUGAAACCUACAGAUCUGAUGGUAGAGGUUCGACCCAGACGAGUUUUCUCCAAUGGACACACCUACCAUGUCAACUCCAUCUCUGUCAACAGCGAUGGGGAGACCUACCUGUCUGCUGAUGACCUUCGCAUCAAUAUGUGGCAUCUGGACAUCACAGACCGCAGUUUCAGUAUCCUUUUUUUACCUUUAUUUGUUUUGUUUAGGUCACAGAAGUUUCAAUUUGAAUUAUAGUUUACUGAUAAAACUGCUUUUUUCUGAGAGUUUUCUGUGGUGGACCAUGGAUUAUUUUCUCGCAUGUUGUCCUAUGUGGAGAAAGCACUCUGGAUUUCACAGAAAAUAUAAUUCUAUGGAAUUCUAACGAAUAGGGGAGAUGGAUGAAUCGGCAGUAUCUAUUUAUUGCAUGAUUUUUUUUUUAUGGUUUAAAAUAUUUUUACAAUCGUUUUAAAUUCAGUCACGUUCAUUUAAAAUAUGGAGUAUUUACUUGCCUAUUAGAUUAUAAAACUGUCGUGUGAUAUAGAUAUUUUUGUAUAAGUUCAAGGUGAUCUGUUAAAAUGAGGACACAAGCAGCCUGAAUAUGUGCAUCACAUGUGACCAGUGUCGAACAUGGACUACAUAGACUAGAACACAGACUGCAUUGCACAGGCCUGGGGUAUCCAAAUCUGUUCUGUAUUCCUAUUACACUUUUAUUUAAAACCUAUUUUGCAUGUUUCUUUACAGUUUUGCCGAUCUGUACCAUCCAUAAGCACCAACAUUUUAACACACAAUUUCCUGUCCUGAAAUACACAUGCAGUGGAAUAUACUUUACAAUCCUGCUCAUCUAAAUUCAAUCUGGAUCUAUAUUUAAUGUAAACAUCUCAUGGCUGUGUCUGGAUAUAUGUUGAAAGCAGAGAGCGGUGUACCUCAGGGGAGUGUAUGUUUGGUGCAGGCUGUAGUGUGAUAGACCGGGUGCAUUUGGUGAUUUCCCAUUCAAAUGGAAGCUGACCUAGAAAAUCAGAGAGGCAUCUAUGGAAGAGGAGUUUAAAUAAUUCAGUCAGCAGUACACUUUCUACUGAACCACACAGGACUGCCACAAAUAGAACAGAGAGGAGCAGAGUGUGCGGGUAUACUGGGGCUUUGUUAGGGAGCAAUUUUGGGGCGUUUGGUUAUGAAAUGAUGGAGUAUGGAGAACAUGUUUGUACAAAAAAAGGAAAGAAAUCAGAUCUAUUUCUCUUUCUGUGAUGCUGCGCCUUUCCUUUGUCUGCUCUUCCCUUGGAAUAUGGUCCAACCUUUGUUGUGUUGAAUCCCUUACAGACCAUCUUUUUCAGAUAUUGUUGAUAUCAAACCAGCCAACAUGGAGGAUCUGACAGAGGUGAUAACAGCGGCAGAGUUCCACCCACACCACUGUCACCUGUUUGUGUACAGCAGCAGCAAGGGCACCCUGCGUCUCUGUGACAUGAGAGCAUCUGCGCUCUGUGACAAACAAGCCAAAUGUGAGCAUGUCGUGGAGCAUAGGAAGCAUACAUGGUUCAUUUUUGCUGCACAGAGCUGAGCAUUCAGUAUGUUGGUGCCCUGAAACGGUUUUAGUUUUUAAGUGGAUAAAUCCUCCCUUACAUAAACUCUCCUUCUCUGUCAUUGGUCAGUGUUUGAAGAGCCUGAGGAUCCAGGAAGUCGCUCCUUCUUCUCGGAGAUCAUUUCCUCUGUGUCAGACGUCAAGUUCAGCCACAGCGGACGCUACUUGCUGACCCGAGACUACCUCACCGCCAAGGUGUGGGACCUUAACAUGGACAAGGGCCCUGUGGAGACAUACCAGGUGAGCUGUUCCCACUCUGUCUCUCCCAUGAAGACAUAGAAGAUAUUUAGGAUGUCGAUGUUGCUCCUUGGCUUCAAAUCUGUCUAUCCAUCUUGAUUCAUUCGGGGUUGCAACGGGCUUUAGCCAGUCUCAGUUGAUAGUGAGAAAGAGGCAAGGAACCCUGGACAGAUAUUCAGUCUGUUACAGGACUGACAUUCAGGUACAAACAACUAUUUAUUUUAAAACAAUAAAUUAUUAAAGACACUAGUUUACAUCAUGCAGUUGGGCUGUUGGAGAAAAUCUAAGUGCUUGGUAAUGACCCUCACAAGCAUAGAGAGAAUAUGUAAACUCUUGAUCGAGUUUCUCCUACCUUAGCAGGAUAGUCCAGAGCUUUCUCUCUGUGAGGUGACAGCACAAAUCACUGCACCACUGUGCAGCCCGGCUUUAAAGUCAAUCAAUGCAAAGUGCUUUAAACUUGAAUGAUCCUUACUGGACAUCUGCAGUCUGAUCGCAAAAAAACUCAGUAUGAAACCUGACCCAAGCAAAACCAGUUCCAGUUCUUGUUCGAGUCUUUCUCCUCACAGGAUGGUGAUUACUUUGAAAAAACCCAGUUCCAUGUAAAGUAGAACUGGUGAUAAAAUAUGUCUUUAGGUGUGGUUUCUUCUUCUUCUCUUUUGGCUCAAAAAAAUAUUUAUAAAACUCUUAUCUGUCUUGGCUUAUUUUAUAUAAUCUGUUAUCUAUAUUUCACUAGACAAUUGAGUGUAUGUGCAGGUUUAAGUGCAGGUGGCUCACUGACAAAGUUGAAAAAAGGAAUCAAAAACAGUCUGUAUGCUUAUAUGAAUUUGUGUGGAUUAUUUGUUUGAGCUGUGACUUAUUUUCUUAAUUUAAUUGAUUAGCAUCAACAGCAAUAACUGAUCACAGAUAAAUAAGGUUUCCUAUCAGAAAUGCAGUUUGUUGCAGAUGUAGAUUUGUACAUGUUCAUUUCCUAUCAGAGGCUGUUUGUCUGAUUUUAGGUCCAUGAAUACCUGAGGAGCAAACUGUGUUCCCUCUAUGAGAACGACUGCAUCUUUGACAAGUUUGAGUGCGUUUGGAACAGCUCUGACAGGUAAGAUGCAGAGAAAAGUAGGGAGCACGUCACUGUGUCUGUGCUUACAGUCAUCCUCUAAAUGCUCUGCCUCCGCUGCUAUAGCUGACAUUUUGAUCAAUUGCAGAGACAAGCUUCGCAGACAUCUAAUCAAUCUCUGUACCCUUAAUUUUGCUUUCCUCUUCCCCAUCACAUCUUGUUUCUCUGAGCCCUCCUGCAGUGCAUUCACUUGCCCUUUUCAAUGAGACAUCUCAUUAUGUUCCGCUGUCUUCUCUUUAGCGUGAUCAUGACAGGAGCGUACAACAACUUCUUCCGGAUGUUCGACAGGGAGACGGGGAGGGGUGUCACCCUGGAAGCUUGGCGAGAAAGCAGCAAGCCGCGCGCCGUGCUGCGGACCCGGCGUGUGUACACUGGUGGUAAGCGUCGCCGUGGAGAUGUAGGUGUCGACAGCCUGGACUUCACCAAGAAAAUCCUUCACAUGGCUUGGCACCCAGCUGAGAAUAUCAUCGCCAUAGCAGCCACUAACAACCUGUACAUCUUUCAGGACCGUGUCAACCCUGAAGGGCAGGGACAGUGACAGAAAGAGAAUGUGGACAGUGGCGGGGACAGUUCAGAGACGGCAACCCAGAUAAAUUUGGAUAUUUAAGGGAUGGCAUGGGGAUUGGACAGCUUUGGCAACAUUUCUGGGGUUAAUGUAAGAUUGGAUUGAUGAUAAAAAUGACGAGUGUUAUCUUCCUCGAUCCCCAAGGAUGGUGUUGUAUAAUUUUGGUUCAACUCUGUGGUGAACUGAUGUCUCCAGCAUCAACCGGGACACGUUUUUCUUCCCACUUCUCCCACUUUUUGAAGAUGUUUGUGUAACUGCCUGAUUAUAGGGGCAGUAAGAAGAGGUGCAGGGACACCUCUUCAUCUGCCAUGACUCAGAGCUUAUGACCACACAAUAUUGCACUCCUCCUCCUCCUCACUGAUCUGGUACCUUUUGACACAAUAUGGAAGACAAGUGUUUGGUAGCAACAGUGAAAAUCCUUGACAUAAUAACGUGGCAUAUUUCCUAAGACUUUGCCUGACAGUUCAUCGAAAUUCAAGCAUUUUUCACCAUUGUGGAUCUUAGGAGUGAUGACAUUGUACAGCUUUUCACAGCAACAUCUUCAACCGUUUUCUUUUCACUUCUAAGCUGCCCCACAGCAGCUGAUCCUCUCCUUCAGAGCAGUGCUCUUGGAGAUUGCACGCAUAAACGACCCCCGAUCUUUGCCCCCUCUCACUUUUUAAUAACAGCACUAAGAAAACACAGUGCAGCAAUUUUCCUGCUUUUAAACACUAGCUCUUCUUCUACUACAGAUAUACAUACACUCUUUUUACUGCUAGCUGUAAAUAUCAUUUGUUCUUUUUUUAUUGAGGUACCAAUUCCCAGAGAGCUGAGAGGAGAAAUAUGAAUUUUUAGCAUGUGAACUGGAGACCCUGCAUAGAGGAGCAGGUGAAACCACACUAUUCUCAAAACAAGUUUGUCUGAGGGGUUACUUCUUGUAGCAGUACAUCAAUUGGUGCUGCUGGCUGUAGAAAGGAGAAGCAAGUCAUCCACAAACCUACACAUAAUGAAUUUUUUUCUUAUGCAAUUGGAUUUUGAUCAAUUGUACAAAUGAUUUUUUUCUCCAAAGUUGGCAUACAUGUCUUGUAAAUUAUACUUAAAAAGAGAGCAACAGAGAGUUAAUGUCGACCCCUUUUGGAAACGUUGAAGCUAAUGCUGUUUGAGUAUAAAAGGUUGGAUUAACCUUAAGAGUAAUGCUAAUUCAAAGUGAGUUGCAAACAUACAAUACAUAAGCACACUCUCUAGAAAUGUAUUACAAUCAAGAAAGAUGGAGUUGAAGCACAUGUUCUCAUAAACGAGGCCCCCAGUUUAGCGAAGUUUUGGUGAGGAAGCUUGUGACCAACGUAAAUAAAAGUCAAGGUUAUCGUCAGUGCAAUAGCUCAUUAUGUACAUUGCAGAAAUGUCUUAUAAUUAAACACGAAUGCCAUAUGACUUUAUCAAGCCACAGGUUUUAAAUGUCAUUUGCCAUAUACCUCACAGCGCCAUAUGCUAAUCUGGGGUGUGACUGAAAGUUUAGGAUGUACAGCAGUGAGGUAAAGUCUGUGUUGGACUGAAUUCUGUGACCUGUUCAUGAUUUGAUUGUUUACAGUCAAGUGCUUUGUUUUUAAGUGACCUUUGCCCUGGUGGCAUUAUUGAUGUGGGUUUUGGAUGUGUAGUGAAGCAGGGGGAGUAACAAAAUACAGACAGAGGCAGAAAUAAUCACCUUUUGCAUUUUUUUCUUUGCAGGAUCUAUCCACCAAAACGAGUUUUAACUUACAGCCUUUAAAAGAAGAAGACCUGUACUGUACUGUAUGUCCCCUUCUCUGUUCUGUCCUCACUUUCACCUCCUUUGGUUUUAAAAUUCACUGUCAGAGACAUUUCUGUUACUGCAGUUUGACUUGUGGGCACUCCUGUAGUAACUGCUGCGAUGUUUUGGUCUUCGGUGUCUCCCAUCGUCGUUUAAUGCAGACACGAUCUAGCACUGAUUGGUUUAGGAAUACGUUCAAACCAGCAAAAUUCACUUUACAGAACCCACAACAAGAGGAAAAAUCCACACAAGACUCAGUAUAAAUUCCAGGUCUCAGUCCUCAGAAGAGCUAACUGUAGUUUAGAGCUGGUCAUUUGUAAUCCCAUCGUAAACACCACCACAUUCAAGCAGUGAGAGGAUUUAUGUUCAGGAGCACAGCAGCAGCAGCAUGUCGCCAUUACUCAAAACUACUAGUGUGUAUAUCUAUCAUAAUUUAAAAAAGACAAAUCUAACAAUACAGAAAACAUAAGUAUAAUGAGGUGAAUGAAAGGAAUGUGCAUUAAUAAACUUAUCUGAAAUCUGUCCGAAAAUGUGUUAAAUAUGUCUGUGUGUGUGUGUGUGUGUGUGUGUGUGUGUGUGUGUGUGUGUGUGUGUGUGUGUGUGUGUGUGUGUGUGUGUGUGUGUGUGUGUGUGUGUGUGUGUGUGUGUGUGUGUGUGUGUGUGUGCAUUACUGGAGUCUAUUUCUCUUUUUCUUCUGGGCCAAAAAACCCUCCCAGUUUGUUUGACUAAUUUUAUUACAGAUUCAUCACACACUCCUCAGAUCCAUCGAUUAAUAGACAAGGCAUUUAAGUACACGGUACACAAGUUUAACAUGACUUAAUUUUGUAUUCAAGCAGACACAAAACUAGAACCAGAACUGUGAAGGAGUACGCUCCCCUCAGCCAAAAAUUGACAAAAACCGUGAUGAGAGUUGUGAUGUUGAUGAUGACUCUUGAAGUCUUGAAUUUGAUUGGUGGGUUCACACUGGUGCCAACAGUGUUUGAGGUUUCUUGACAUUGAAGACAUAACAGGAAUAAAGGGACAUGACACUGAAGUAAGGACUGGGGCACUUAGAGUGGACACUGAAUAACUUCUUCUCUUGAGUUAAACUAUUUUGGAUGAAAAGUUGAAAACUUACUUUAAACCGCUUUGGUUACAUUUUGAAUUAGAAUUGGAAAUACAACAAUACUAAUUAGCCUGUUCUGGACCACCUUACUAAUAAUGAGAAAUGUCAGUGUGUUCAAACAGACAGGUAAUCAAGAGGUGGACACUUUAUCAUAGAUACAGAAGAGUAAGGACAGUAUGGCUGACCUGCAUUAAUACAGUAGGUUUAUAGAGUGUUUUUCAAUGUAACUGGCUCCAAAUAUCAUAUCUAUUAACUGUAAUAAAGUGCCACCUGAAGGCCUGAGGAUCAUGACUAUCUGAUAACAGUAACAGUUAACAGUACUUUGUACUAUAGUGACAAAUUGUUGGUGCACAUUAUUCUGAAAUUGUUGACCUACUUGCUCACGCAGUCUCUCACAGAGCGGUGAACCUCUUUCCACUUACAGCUUUGUGAAUUAUUUCGUUUUUUUUCCACAACACAUCUUUUUCAGUGUUUUAUUCUCCUUGUCCGAAGUUUUUAAUCUUCUUGCUGAUGUAAAUUUUUAACAUUUUUAUAGAAUGAGUGAUUAUUUUAUUUUUCACAGCACAGUAUUUUUUUUUUCAGUUUCAACAGUUGUGUUUCUUAGCCCUCAUGUCCUCCUCCUAUUGUCUUUCCACUAUUUUCAAUCCAAUUUAAGGAUAAAAUGAUUUACAAACCAACAAAAUCUUAUUUUAUCUACAUUUUACAUCAUUGUCCUGACUUUAUUGAAUUGGGAUAGCAGAGAUUGUCUGUUUUUUGGUAAUGCUUUCAUUUGCUGUUGUAAGACAGGCAGCAUUAAAUCAAAGUUAAAGUCUGUCUCAGUCAGUCAGCUGAAUCUCCUGACAGUACUUUGAAAAAUGUUGUUUAAAGACACCUAAGCAAGAACAUCACAGCUUUCAGGGCCAGAAACAUCAAACUCUCUAUUAAAACUUUUACAAUAAACUCUUUAGACAGAUUAACGCUAAAAAAUGCAUCAAUGUGUACACACACAAAGCUACACACAUACUGUACAUGCAGUCAUGUUUUCCACACAGUAUCCUUAAUACAAAAGAAGCAGAAAAUUGCUCUAUCAAAGAUCAACUCUGGUUAUUUCAAAUUAAGUGCAACACGACCCUCAAUACAAAGAUAUAUUUUUGUAGAGCCGCACUUUAAAAGUUACUUUGACUUGUUAACUAACCUUUCUUGAACUACUUUGGUGGUUUAUGAACUAAAAUGACAACCUCUGUAAACUCAUGCACACACAAAUUCCAUGUUGGAUUAAAAUGUAAACAAAACUGUACGGCAGAUUGGAAGUAACAAUUUCACAUCAGAGGAAUAUGGAAGCAGGUUCUGGGAGCAGGCCCUCCUGAAGACAUCUGAGUGAAUUAUUCGGACUUCAGAUUCACUGUCUCUCUUCUCAUGCAGGGAUUUUUGCCGACAGGAAAGGGGAAAAGAAAAAAUCAAAUGCAAACUUCAGCGCUCUCAUCGUGGUACGUCUCCAGUCUCUCUCAAUCUUCACCUGCCUGCCUCCAGUCAGCAGUGAAGAAACACAAUCCAGGCAAUGGAUGGCCUUCAACUCAAAGGCUGGAGCUCUGCCCCCCAGUCGACCCUCUAGUUUGGUACUGAACUCCACCAUGUUACCAGGACUCAGGUUCAGGAGAACUUGUCUGAACUCAUGGCUGGCCAUUAGGAUUACAUCUCUGGAUGGGUCGUCUAUGCCACCAUCCCGGAUCAUACCUACCGUCACCUCAAAGCGAUGGCUAUCAAAACGCUUGAUGUGGCAAGCGUGUUUUGCCAGAGCCUUGAGCUGGCACAACUCUUCUUCUUCUUGCAUUCGGAGCAGCAAGGGUAGUGAAACCGUGGCUGAGGCAGAACCAGACGCCAAGUUGGCAGCAGUAGGGUUAGCCGCUGUAGCAUUCUUGGGCUCACAUUUCGGAUAUCCCUCUCCGUAGAGACAGCGCAGCCAGUCCCCCAUGAACACUGGCAACAUGUUAAUGACAGACUGCGCCCCAUUCUCUGUCUCGGCCACACGUACAUGCCUAAAUCGACCAGUCCAGGUCACUCUGUGUCCUUGCAGGUGGCUACAGAAAAGCUGUGUCUGGGCCAUGCCUUUCGUCUCCCAGGCAGGAGGCCCACAUGCCUGACUGUACUGUCCCCAAGUAAGUGUGGAAUUGUACACCUUCUGUCCCUCAGCAUGGUACACAUAGAUGGCAAAAAACAAGAUCACCAUGGAGAUACAGAGUAAGAUGAGUUUGACUGGGCCACGGUGGGUAAGUGAGCGGAAGACAUCCAAGAUAGACAGACUGAAACGUGUCCACAGUCGCAGAGUGACAGGAAUUGCACAAAUCACCAGGGUGACAAUCAUCUUGGUGAGCUCCAGCUCAAGGAACCACUUGAAAAUCUGGAUUAAGAGCAUAGCUGCAAGACCAAAAGCCAGAAUAGGCAAGGCGAAUAGGAAGAGAAAGUAGGCCACGCAGGUGCGGAUUAGUCCAACUGCGGAGGAAUUCUGGAGGAGCACCACUGAGAACUCGCACCACAUGAAGCACACGAGAUACGGGACAAGGAAGCAGUAAGUUCCUCUGAAACCACGCAUCCUCGCCAUGCUGAGAGGGGAAAACAACCAGAGAGGAGUGUGAUGUUCAUUUUAGUCAAUCAAUAAACAAGUCAGCUGGGAUUAAUUUAAAAUACCACUAACACAAUCUGUCAUCUAAAAAGGCAAAUAAUCAAUCUCAGAACCCCGGGGACUUUUGGGUUUUCAGUGUUUCUGCUGCUGAUUAAGCACCAAAGGAUAGCUGGGUCAAGGGGUCCUUUGUUGUUCUCAAUUUACUAAUUAGAAGUAAAGUGGGUUUUAAAAAUAGAGUUGAAAUUAUGAAGCAGAUGAACGAGGUCAAAUGGAAUUACACUGUCAAGCUUUUUCCAGGUUUCUGUGACGGUAGCAGCGCCACAACGCCUGUGUUCAAUGUUUGAACUUGCACGUCAUAUGACACAGAUACAUAAAACCUAAUUCUAUUAUUUAGAUUGAUGUACUGUAAAACCCCACCAUGCUAGGAGAUGGUAGUAGCCAUUAUCAGGGGACACAGCCCUGGCUAGUGGGAGAUGGCUGGGCUACAGCUUAAAUACAGUAUUCGACCAACAUUUGGAGGCUUAAAAUAAUAAAACAAUUAAUUAGAAGUUUAACCUACUAUAUGGUUAGGAUGACAAUCCGCUAAGCACAUUACCAGUAAAAAUGAUGAGAAUGAAAUCAUAUUAAAUUCAUUUUGUAGAGAUUAAUAAUUGUUAAACUGUAGUCGGACUACAGUUCAUUAAGUGCCUUAUGGAUGACACAGAAUGAUUUUUUUCUCUCCACAUCAACUGUUCCUUUAAAAAACCAAGAUCUACUCAAAAACAGUCAGAUAGAAACUUUUGAGACUAUAGAGACGAGGAUGUUUCUGCAGCAAAUGUCUUGUCUGACGCCUGCAGAUAUCUCUGUAAACAGAUUAGAAUUUGACAAAUCAACUCACCUGAAGAAUAGGUAGAACAGGUAAACGUAAAGCAGACAAGGAAGACUGAGCUUCAGCACCACUGACUCCCCUAGAGGAAGCGUAGCAAAGGUACGACCCAGGGAACGAAGCGUUGUCAUGUCUUCUGGCAGGAACUGAGUCAGGCAACACAGUGACGAAGCUACCUGAUUUAAAAAUAAAAAAGUACAUUAACUCGUUUGUUUCUCAUUUAAAAAAUCAAAUUACAUAUAAACACACUGAAACACACAGUUUCCAUUCGCUAUAAAGACUGGGAAUGCGAUUAUUUAGUGACAUAUGAUGAUAGGUGUUGUGCUCUACCUGACCUCUAUGACCAUCGCUCUGCGUGCAUAUGCAGCAGCAGUCGGACUGAGACUCAUGUAGCUGACGGCGGUAAAGAAGAUCGCCACAGUGGAGAGCUCAGAGCAAGGGAUCCAGCCCUUGUCAGCAACGGGGAAGGAGAAGAUGACGAAGAAAACAGAGAGGAUGAAAUAAAGAUAUGGCUCAAGGUUGUUCCAACCAAAGUUAGUUUCUGCCUGCUCCACAUCCAGGCCAGGUUCAAAACGUGUCAGCAGAGAUGUCAGGGCACUGAAGUUCUCCCAAGUCUGCAAGAACACAAGGAAAGAAGAGAAAGCCGCUUGAUAUCAUAACAUACUUCUUAUUACUCAGUCAGAGCGACUAUCUAAAUGUAAACAGUUGCUCAUAAAUGUCUCAAUAAAAAAUAGAAAUACCAGCAGCAUUGUACAGAAAUGACGACACUCACUUUGCUGCUCUGGAAAACCCUCAGUGUGCAGAUGAUCAUGGAGAUGAAAGAGAGGUAGAAGACGAGCAGAGGGAUGACAAAAGCAAACAGGUCAACGGUCAGGUUGCUGAUGAUAAAGAAGAAGAUGAGUGCGUUGACGUGCUGUGUGGGGAUGAUAGUGCUCAGCCACUGGACACCAGCCCGCGAUGCCCAGUCCACCAGGUGCUCUUUCAUCUCAACUAUGGCAUGCAGCGGAUACUGCAGCAUCUGAAGAGAAGAAAAACAGAUGUGACUGGAGUUAUUAACGUUUAAAACCCACAAAAGGAAUCAAGAAUUUAUCCAUUCAACAGGUCCGAAAACAUCAGGUGUAUGAUGCAUUCAUAAGAAUUCAAGAACUAUUCAAAAACCGAGUUUAAUGUUGUACCAUCAGGCGUGAUUUCAUGUCCAUGGCUUUUUGAAUGGCCCCAUUCUGCUCAGAGCGGAGCAUCAUCCUACUUCGUCCAAAACUCCAAGAACUCCUGUGGGUCCUCCUGUGACCUGAUGGGACCAGCUCAGCCUUCUGCUUUCAAACACAAUCGCAUCAAACACACCAGACCUACUGGUUAGAAACAAGUAAAUUAAAACAGCAUUGUGUUAACAGGUAAUCUUUAUUUCAGUAGAGGGUAUUUUUACCUCUUCGGCUCUGACCUGAGGUGCAGAGCGUCCAGUCAUGGUUGUAACCUGACUGCCACUUUGGGGUGCAGAAGGGACAAUACCUUGAGCAUACUGUUUAGUCAUCUCAACAAAGUCAUCCAUGUCCACCAGAUGUGACGCUAAGGGAGACAAAAGUAGGUAUAUGAAGGCAUGUUCUCUCUUUCUUUCUCUCUUUCACUGUGUAGAUACUUACACUCACUGCUGACCAUGCUCUCCAAUACUUUCUGCGUCUGGCCUGAGGUUGGGGCAGGAAUCCUGCUUGCAGUGCCACCUUUUGGUGAGACAUGAUCAUAGCAGCGGUGAGUGACAAACAGCUUUUACAGCCUCAGCAUGCAAUGUGAUAUUCUUCACAGUGACAGCUGCAAACACUGAGAUCUGAAAGAAAUGUAUGAUACUGUGCCAACAAAUAACAAAAUACUGCAAGUCUCUCUGCAGUGUUUUCAACCAGGCAGGAUUGCUGUCACCUUUCAUAAAAUACUUGAUAUGGUAGGGGUGUGCGUGCAUCCUACCUGGGACGGCAUUGACCUGGCUGACAUUUUCCAGCAUCUCAGCCACAGCCACUUUCUUCUUCCUCUCUGGAUUGAGUUUCCAGUACAUCAUCAUGGCUGCUUUACGCACCGCCAGCUCAAACUUACUCUCUGUUGCCAACUUACGCACGUCAGCCUCAUUCUCUGGAGUAAUUCCUUGUAGAGGAUGACAGGCAACAAUCAGUGAAUGAACACAGAUACAAAAACACACGCGUAAUUUGAGUUAAAUGAGUAUUGACCUUUCCUCUGAAUCCAACAGCGUUGAAGUGCUCUUGCUGCACCUUUCCUCCCUUGUUUAGCCGCUUUAACCAGCCAAGUCACAGCCAGCUGAUUGUUUUGCUCUGUGUCUUUCUCUCCUGCAAGAAGCAAGUAGUGCUGACCCAGCUGAAACAGACAAGAACAGUAAGACAGUAAGCUUGGGUGGUCUUGGGGUAUUUAAUCAUUGAAGUUAAACAUGGAUUUUUAAAGAGAUUCUUCCAUUUAAAUGAGAUUUUAUUUAUUGUGCAAACAGCACUGAAAACUGAACUAGAACUAUUACUUGUAAAUCAGUACUCAGUUGAGACAAUCCUCUGUUUUCUCAUUAGGAAAUUCAAUCCAUUAGGUUUCACUGUGAAGUUCAGAAAUCCCAUGGAUGACUCAUGAAUUCAGGGUCUAUAAUCUCCCGUCCCGAUAGCCAUCUAGUUAAUCUGUCAGUAGCAGAGACCCCAGUAGAAUAUCAAGUGACUGUUUUCUAAUCUUAACUGUAAUUUUACAACUUCCCCCACAGUGAGAACCAAAUGUGUCUAUUUUUAAGGAGAGGAGAUGUAUCUCCAUUUGAUUUGACUCAGCAUUAGUAUAUUCCAGUUUAUGAACCUGCUUUUCAAGUGAUUUUUAGAGCAUCUUAAUGCCAAUAAUUAUACUCUAACUAAAAGAAGAAACCAUAAAAGCUUAUUUCCUGUUUAAGAAUUAUGCUGAAACAUCUCUUUUAUAAUGUUAAGCUCAUGUGCUUUGAUAUAUGAGACAAACUCAGUGUUCACUAAAUACCACCACUGUGCUGAUGUGCUGUCACAUGUAUGUUCACUUUUACAAACACACCCUGUGGUCUUAAGUUCACAUGUGCAAUACAUGACAUAUAGCACAGGCGAGUUCAAGACGUGUAACCAGCCACUUAGGAAUGUACCCUUUUAGAACUGGGGCAUCUAAACGGCAAAGUCUGGGCUCAUCUUCCACCCCUACCCCCCUUUUCUUCUGACAGUACCUCUGUUUAAGUUUGCAAUGACGAGUAAAUAAAUAUGAAGCAAAGAGAAUAUGAACUUUUUAAAUCACUGCACAAGUUCAGAGCAGUGCUGCAAUAUGCUAUGAUAGUCUGCAUAAUGAUUUGGGACUGACACAAUAUCUUCUCAGUGUAUCAUAUUAACAGACUUGGAUCAUCUUCCAAAUGGACAAAAAUAGAUGCAUGCACAUAACCAGACUGACUCAACCAGCAGUACUGAAAACAAUGCCAAGUGCCAGCCUGUAAGCAAGUACUCUCAUACUCACACGGGUCUGAGCUCUGGCAUCGCCAGCUUUGGCCUUCUCUUCCAUCUGCUCCACAGACAAAUCUUCCUCUGGUUCUUCUUCUGGAUACAAAAGAAAGAUAAAGGAGAUGCCUCGAAGGUCCAUAUAAAUAUCUCAAUAAAUAAAAGAAACACCACCCUCAAUCAGUGGAAUAAAGCAAGGGUUUCCCAAACUUUUCAGCUCAUUACCUUUGAAAUAAGGGUGCCAGGGACUGGUGACCACCACUGUCCCUUGAGGUGUCUUGACAUUGCUCACAGCUGCAUGCACACACUAAUAAGCCAUUCCAAAAACAGGUGUGAGAACAACAUAACAGGACACAACAGGCAAACAUAAUUUAUCAUUUUAAAGUAUUUUACUUUUCAACUUUUGCACAUAUUCCUUUGUUUUCCUGUCCAGCUGCAACUUGACCUGCUGAAAGUGAUGUUCUCGUUUAAUCUGUAAAAGUCAUGUGGCAAUUUAAGAAAAAGAAAACUGGUUAUUAAACUCCACUAUUUCUACAACAAUGGAUGAACAAUGAAGUAUUAAAUUAUGUUUCAACAGGCAUCCUGUCUUAACCCCUACUUUGGGAACCUCCUGAUUACAGGACGGCCAACCUGACAUGUGACUAUUGUAGUAAUACAACUUCAUUGAGAAGCAAUGUGACUCACUGUUCAUUUUCAUACACACCUUGUUCACAGCCAGCAAUGAACAGCUCCCGACUGACAUAUGUCUUGUAACAUGAGAAUAGCAAGAAGUCAUAGGUGGAGUAGUUGUGAAAGUGUGUGCACUUUAAACAUGUCUGUGCAUCUGUCUGUCUGCAGAUAUCCUGUAACAAGUUCACUCUGCUCCAUCAACACAGUGCCCAUCUCCAACAUCAAAUCAUUGGCUGUAACCAGUCUUAGCUGACAACUGUGUACCCAUGAUACUGAAAUCGCAACAGCAUCACCAGAGCUGCUCACUGAUGUCAUUAAAAAAAUUUUAAAAAACGGGAAAAAGUGUCAUUUUCACAGGUGCCGCCUCACCCAGAGUAUUUUACUAAAUAUGCGCAUAACCCCCUGUUGCGGGGUUCUUGUGAUUUACAGCCGGCCUUCCAAGGUGUUGUGCAACAAUAUUUACAAAAGUGCAGAAAAAUGGUCAAAUUCUAUCUACAAAUGUACACAAAUGUAACCAUAACUUAAAAAUUCUCACUCAAGAGAAAAAAAAAAAACAGAAAGCAGCAAUACAAAAGUCAGUUUGGUAGUUACUGUUCAUGCAACAAACUCCGGGCUCAAAGAAAGAAAGGUCCAGAAAGCCUUGUUUUCAGCCCCCCUAGCCCCUCCCAGUGGGCGUUAUCCAUUAUAUAAGUUGGAAAAAAACUCAAUUAUUCACAUUUAAACCAUUUUUACCAUUUUUAACCUUCAGACUUUUUUUCUGUAAAUUUUUGCCAUUUUUACACAAAUCAAUGGAGCAUUAGUUUUUAGGGAUUCAAGGCAAACAACAAGGGAUUAAUUUUUCUCGCAUCAUGUGACCACUUUGACCCUCCAUACCCACCUAUUUUACACCCGGAAAUCACGCGCUCUGUUUCCUCGAUUGGAAACAUGAACCGGCAUGAUGGCGUGAAUGGACACCCGGCAAGUAAGUGGAGGGAUCAAUAUUAAUGUUAACGUGUGUUUAAGUUAACUGAUAGAGCUCCAAGUGUGAAACCUUGGUUACCCUAUCCAACAGAGAAACGAGAAGGAAAAGUGGCGCUGUUUAGUGGGGAAUUAGCGACGCUGGCGGGGAGGGAAAUGUUUGGCGCUUAUUUGGGUAAGUGUGU